AUGGCGACUUCCAAGGUCCCUGUUUAUUCAACCAAUGACCUGAAGUCCACCAGCGAUGACGCCCUCCUUCCCUACCUGAGCACCCUCCCAGCGCCCUACGCCUUCGCAGCGGACUACACCAAGUCAAAUAUCCGCUUCGCGCUCGGUUACAGCGCCGUUGCAAUCGCCGCAUUUACCUUCUAUGCGGACCGCAAACUAGGCUGGGAGGCGACCACGUCGCCGUGGAUCAUUACCGCAGUGGGCACGUACUUCGUGCUGAACAGCCUGCUUACGUUCUGGAUCUGGCGCGUCGAGGCGGGAGAGGUCUUCGCUGGCAAGAGGAAGACAGGGGAGACGAUCUCGAUCAGCUCAUCUGCCAAGAAGUUUUCUUCCCAGUACAAGCUGCAUAUUCUCUACAAAUCCGCUUCGGGGCAGGUCAUCCAGGAAAAGCGCUGCGAGGCGCCGUUCACCACUUGGUUCUCGGCGGAUGGCGUGUUUCACCCGGGACCCUUCCGUCGCUGGUUGGCUGGCGAGAUCGAUGUGCUGAGACUGGCGGCCAAGGAGAAUGAGAAGAAGACCGGGGGUGUGUCGGGGCUGGUUGGGAAGCAGGAUGACGCUGAGAGCAGCAAACCCUCUAAGAAGAAGCGGUAG
Molecule: messenger RNA, 630 nt
Organism: Penicillium lagena
Lineage: Eukaryota; Fungi; Ascomycota; Eurotiomycetes; Eurotiales; Aspergillaceae
Product: signal peptidase complex subunit 2
Exons: 3
Coding region: 1-630 (209 amino acids)
Biological process (GO): protein targeting to ER
Cellular component (GO): membrane; signal peptidase complex
Source: RefSeq, a predicted model, not a curated record